This is a messenger RNA of Elgaria multicarinata webbii, 1880 nucleotides long. RefSeq names its product synaptotagmin-15-like. Gene Ontology annotation, cellular component: exocytic vesicle; plasma membrane. Gene Ontology annotation, biological process: calcium ion-regulated exocytosis of neurotransmitter; cellular response to calcium ion; synaptic vesicle endocytosis. The record is from RefSeq and is a predicted model, not a curated record. The transcript has 8 exons. Gene Ontology annotation, molecular function: calcium-dependent phospholipid binding; syntaxin binding; clathrin binding. Lineage: Eukaryota; Metazoa; Chordata; Lepidosauria; Squamata; Anguidae. The coding region runs from base 1 to 1251 and encodes 416 amino acids.
AUGUCUGAACAGGCAGCUGCGGUAGCUGGAGGUGUGGUAGGAGGAAUCCUUCUGCUAGUCCUGAUUGGGAUAGCAGUCUACCUCUUUUGGAAGAAAGUAUACCUCAAGGCUUCUUAUGAAGAACUUACUGAUUCUGCGUCUGCAGUUCUGAAGGAACCAGAUGCCAUGCAGUCAUCUUCUUUAGUUCAUUCUCAAAAUGCAAGAACAAGAAGCGUCCCUUUUAUUGUUCCACCGAAAUUUCAUAGACAAGCGUGGGCUGAUAUGAUAAACGGAGAACAAAUUCAGGAAGAGAGUGACCUCUAUGUUACUCCUGACUCUGGGCCUCGAUCCUCUUUCCAUUCACUAGCUGGAGCAUACCUUGUAGGAGCCAUCAAUCCAGAGCUGUACAGGUUCCCCGAAGACAAGAGCGAGACGGACUUCCCUGAGGGCAACAUUGGUCGGCUUUGGUUCUCGGUGGAAUACGAGCAGGAGUCGGAAAGGCUCCUUGUCUCCUUGAUCAAAGCCCGAAAGCUGCAGCCUCCCUCUAGCUCCUGCAACCCCUUGGUGAAAAUCUACCUGCUGCCUGAUGAGAGGCGCUAUUUGCAGUCCAAGACCAAGCGCAAAAACCUCAAUCCUCAGUUUGAUGAGAAUUUUGUUUUCCAGAUUUCCAGUAAUUCCUUAUGCCAAAGGACGCUGAAGUUCUGCAUCUACCAUGUUGACAAACAGAAGAAGCACAUUCUCCUAGGCCAAGUAACAUUCCCUUUGAAAAACGAAACCUUCACUGGUGAUGGCAAAGUCAUCGUUUGGAGAGAUUUGGAAGCACAUUCCUUAGAGCCACCUUCUGAACAUGGUGAUCUCCAAUUUUCUCUCAGCUAUAAUGACUAUCUGGGACGUCUCACAGUUGUGGUGCUAAGAGCAAAGGGCUUGAAGUUCCAGAAUGAAAGAUGUGCUGUUGGUGUGUUCGUCAAAGUGUCACUAAUGAACCAUAAUCAAUUCAUCAAGAGCAAAAGGACCACGGCUGUCGUAGGAUCCUCUGCGCCGUCGUACAACGAGACUUUCAGCUUCAAGGUUGACCAGUUGGACCUGGAUACAGCAAGCCUGAGCCUGUCUGUGCACCAGGAUGCUGAGGGAGAGAAAACCUACUCACUGGGCCGUGUAGUUGUUGGGCCCUUCAUGUACACCAGGGGCAAGGAGCUAGAACACUGGAAUGAAAUGAUCAGUAAGCCCAAGGAGCUGGUGAAGAGGUGGCACGUGCUUUCUCUUAGCAGCUGAAGGAUGGAGAGCGCUCUUGCAAGAGUUCCUUUCUGCUUGUAUCUAUAUACAGGAGUGAACAAAUUUUAACUGUAUCAUGGCCCUUGAUGUGUAUCCUCUGGUUAUGUCCAUCACAGAAAUUCUGUGGCUUGGUGAUCAAAGACAGUUGGUAAGGUCUCUGAAAGCACUGGAUCUGAAAUCAAGGCAGGGGAACCUUGGGUCCACUUAGCUGCAGAGUGGAAUAUGAUCCUUAAGAUGAGGUUAGUGUCUAAAUCAGUGAGAGGGGAUGUGGGCCACGUUAGCACUUCUAUCAUAGAUGGUUGAAAUUUGAUGUGUCCCCCCCCCCCCAACUCAGUAGGCCACAUGAACUGGCAGACUAAUGCACACUUAGUUAUAAUCAAAUGCUGAAUUCAGUGGGCUUAAGUGCACUUGUGGUUCGAUUGUGACCGGUUUGUAUGUUUAAAGCCACCCAAUUUAUCCUCUACUAAGCUAGAAUCCUAUGCCUUCAAAAGUAUGUUCUCCCCUUUUAAGUAACUCUGCAUUAUUCCUGCUGAAAGUACAGACUACUGAACAAAACGGAAUGAACACAUGUGCAUUAAAUGUAGCAAACAUGUUCAGUUCCGGAUCACUAGUAGAAUGCAAUCCUCAAA